AUUGCGAAAGUGGAGAAGUUGAAGCCUCUGGAAGUAGAAUUGAGGCGCCUGGAAGAUCUGUCAGAGUCCAUCGUUAAUGACUUUGCCUAUAUGAAGAAACGAGAAGAGGAGAUGAGGGACACGAAUGAGUCGACAAACACCCGGGUUUUGUACUUCAGCAUUUUCUCCAUGUGCUGCCUCAUCGGACUGGCCACCUGGCAGGUUUUCUACCUACGUCGCUUCUUCAAGGCCAAGAAACUGAUUGAGUAAAGGAGCAAGUCCUCCUUCCCCUCCUCUGAGACCCAGCUGGACACCGCUGGGACCCAGGAUGGCCCCUGGAGCCAUCUCACAGAUGAUACCCACUGACUGGAGCUUCUCUGCAAAUACUUGGACCCUAAAGGGGGAGGGGAGCCUAAACAUUGGAGGCGACGGAGGACUUGUGAAAUCCUGUUGGAUGUUGAGGGUGGGGGAGGUUGUGAUGGGAUUGGGGAUUCCUGGGGUAGCGAUUAAAUAAAACAAGAUGUUUCCACGACAGCUGCAGCAAGUUUUUGCGCUGUCUGUUCUCCUUUUAUAAUCUCGGCUUGAUGAUGUCUCCCAUCUGUCUGUGACUGUAGUGUUACUCUGAGCCACUUGACCCUGCUGAGCUCUUUAGGUGCCGUGCAGCCAGCACUGGGGCAGAGCCGGGGACUCCCUGUUCGAACCAGCUGGGAUCUAAGCCUCGUACAACUGGAGGUGAGUGCAAAGCAAUAGGAUUCAUCGUUCCAGCAGGGCCUGAGGAUAGAGGGAGGUCCAAGGUUUGGUCCCUGUCGUGGACCUCUGUGUUUCUCCCUGUGGGAGCUGGUGUCUUUGUGCUGCCAGGUCAGGGCACUUGAGCAUACGGUGGCUCAGCCUGGAAGAAGGGGAGCCUUGGAAGGAGGGCUUGGGAACAUGUUUGAGCUUGGAAGGGAGGAGCCUGCUUUGCUCAAAUAAGCUGUCCAGCCUUGGUCCCGCCCUUGCUCCACGUGUUUGUCUUGGAUUUGCCUCUCUUGUUAUGAAAUGAUGCAGCAGUUUUCCUGAAAGCCUUGGUCAGGGAUGGCCUUUUGUGCAAACAGGAGGCUUCAGUCAGAUACAGUCACAGAGCAAAUAGGAGCAGAUUAUGCUUGGAAACUUGGUCUUACAUUGAGCAGGAGACUUUUCUCA
Antrostomus carolinensis (chuck-will's-widow) is the source of this 1158-nucleotide messenger RNA. RefSeq names its product transmembrane p24 trafficking protein 10 (gene TMED10). NCBI's taxonomy places the organism in Eukaryota, Metazoa, Chordata, Aves, Caprimulgiformes, Caprimulgidae. The record is from RefSeq and is a predicted model, not a curated record. The annotation marks the transcript as partial. The transcript has 2 exons.